Postia placenta MAD-698-R-SB12 is the source of this 2229-nucleotide messenger RNA. RefSeq lists its product as hypothetical. Lineage: Eukaryota; Fungi; Basidiomycota; Agaricomycetes; Polyporales; Adustoporiaceae. The coding region runs from base 1 to 2229 and encodes 742 amino acids. The transcript is spliced from 15 exons. The record is from RefSeq and is a predicted model, not a curated record.
AUGAGCUUUUGGCAGCUCGAGAUGUACGGGACCCUCCUCGUUGGCCACAAGCCAUACUCAAUUAUGGACAAAGAAACGGAAGUGUACGUGAUUCCAUUUGCAAAUGAUUUCCAGAUGCUACGCCACAAACUGGGUCGCAGUGAUGUCGGGGCUGCCGUGAUCUCUCGCGAGCAUCUUGUGCAGCCCAUUUUUGGUCCGGGUCCAUGGUCUCAGCUGAGGCUCAAAGUGUCCCGCUUUCAAUGGAGCUCAGCGGACACCUUAGAUGUCAACCUAUCCGCGACAUUCUGUCUUCCUUUGACUCGACAGAACUCGUCGGGCCCCUUCAAAUGCCGGCCAUUCUCUUCACCCGGACAACUACCAACAUAUGUACCAGGUCCGUAUCAGAAAGCUGCGCCACAUCCAGUCCCAGCCCCCAUGCUUGCCUUUGAAAUCGUCCUGAAAGAUCUGGAGAAGGAUAAGGAUAAAGAUAAGAUCUACACCGUCUUCGCAUACACCGCACCGCUGCUCGCUCCGCGUCGUCAAGAUCAUACCGUGCCUUGGAAUGAGUGGGGGCGUCGCUCGACAUUCUGGUUCCCGGGGCGCUUCGAGAAGGCGAGCAUGCACGGCUACCAUGUGCUGUACAAGCAGGGAACCAAGACGGUGCUUCUGGACUUUACGCCUUCCGAGGUUGCAUGCCGACCGAGUCAGUACGGGCACGUCCAAACGCCCAGUGUGGAAAUUACUACGACGGCUGCAUUUGUCCGUAUUGAAUCUGACGGGCUGGAUUAUACGGAGUACAUUCUAGGUGAAAACAUCAUCGCUCUGAAGAAUACACAAGAUCUGCGCAACGAGGACGAUGCCUUCACCGUGCUCUUUCCUGCCGUGAAGAAGAAUGUCCAGUCAUCCAUAUCAUAUACUUCUUCUGCUGAGCGACAUUUAAUAGCGGUAGACUCAAAGCUGAGACAGCAACUUAAGUUGGCUGAGUCAAUACUGUCCUUGUCAAAAGGCGACAGACACCUUAGCUCACAAAUCAAGUGUUUUGGAAAGACAGUCAGGAGCAGCGGAUAUGGUAUAUACUUUUCCGUCUACAUCUCGCGGUUAACGAGUAAUUCACGUAAUCUCACGGCCAAGACCAUAGUUGGGUACACAUACGUGAGCAAGGCUGUGCGCUUUGUAACUGCCGUUCAAAUCGCUACUGAGAAGCGACCUACAAAAUUCACACCAUCCGCGCCUUUCGAGCUUUUGCAUGAUAGUGUAAGAGCCGCUAUUACGGAGCAACAGCACUACGUGUGUGCAUCUUUUGGAUAUGUCAAUGCUGCGGUAUUCAUUGUCAACACUGCUAUAUUUCCGUUGGUAGCCGCUCUGCGUGUACAUGCCGUUAGCGGAGGUAACUGGCGCUGCGUGAUGCUAGUCUGGCUUCUUGGUAUGGUACCCAUGGGUACUAACAUAUGGCUCCUAACACAAGAGACAUGGGUUGUCCAACCUCAACUUGGCUGCAUUGACACAGUGCUGACCUCCGAUACCAUAUAUAAUGUGUAUGCAUAUGUUACUAACCGUCUCAUCACCUACACACUAGUCAAUGUUUACAGGGGUGAGUUGUUCCUUUCUAUACGCCUAGAUGUCCUUGUUGAUAUCCCUGCUUCUGAUGUAGCGGUGAUCAUUACCCGUGUAUCGGCGGUCGUCUCGGACAUCCUCGUAGUUGCAGCAACAUGGUACUACAUCAGGCAUACAAGCUCUGUGAGAGAACAGCUGGUACAUGAUGUGUGGUCUGCAAGGCCUAAUCUCACAACCGUUAUGUUCCGUGACGGUACUUUGUGCUUCCUGUUAGUAGGGAAGUACAGUUUCUUGGGGAUAGUACUCAUUGCCAUUAUAGCACCAUCUCGCUACUUAACCUCAUUGACCUUGUUGUCAAUAUCAUUAGCAUCAACGAUGUCGAGCAUACUGGUCUCCCACUUCCUCAUAUGCGUCCGCGAAGCUGCAGAACGCUCAAUACAAGCAUUCAGUACACAAUCUUUAUCCUUUAUUAACUCACAAGGAAACUCUUCCCCGUCAUCGUGGCUCUCCAGUAAAGAGUUUGCUUCGGACAUCGUCAACCCCUCGACGGAAGGUAGUCAUGCGAAUAUGUUUGCCGAUCUCGAAGAUGAAUUGGAUCCAAGUAGCGAAGACGAAGUUAGAGAGGGGAGCAACGAUGGGAUAGAGUUGGAGGAAUUCACAGCCUCUGUCCACUCCGUAGAUGCACGCACAUCAUAA